CGAAGUACUUUACUGUCUCUCCACUGCAUCUCCAAACACUGCGCUUGCAACGCAACACGCCUCUCCCUUGUCUCCUGCUCUUCCUCCCCUUCAUCCCCCUCGGUCUAAUGCCGUAAUCUACCUCGCGUCCAUCUUCAGUCCCUUCCCACCACGCUACUCCAUCGGCGUCCCUUGACCCCUUUGGAAAGGGAGAGUCCUUCGAGCUACGGCCAGGGAGACGCAAGUCGUCAAUUCUUCUGCCGUCCUUUUCGACCCUUCACACACACAUCUGGCCAUCGCCGUUCAUCCCAAUGGCGGCCCAAGAUGCGACGACGAGCGCAUUAGACGCGCACGGCGAUGCGAGGAAACGACAUGUUGCCGGUCAGCCCAAUGGCACCUUCGUCCCUGUCAUCCCCCGAGUGCCGGAUGAGAAGGAGAAGGCAAAGCACAAGACCACCUCCCUCCUCCAGACCCUCGACGACUACGAGUUCAUCAUCGCGCCCCUAAUCUUCACUGCCCUUGCCUUCUUCACUCGCAUGUGGAAGAUCGGCCUCUCCCCCAUUGUCACCUGGGACGAAGCACACUUUGGCAAAUUCGGCUCGCACUACCUCAAGCGAGAGUUCUACUUCGAUGUCCAUCCGCCCCUGGGCAAGAUGCUGGUCGGUCUGUCCGGCCUGCUCGCGGGCUACAACGGCUCCUUUGAAUUCAAGUCCGGCGAGACGUACCCGGAAGAGUUGAACUACACCUACAUGCGCGUCUUCAACUCAGCCUUCGGCGCGCUGUGCAUUCCCCUCGCCUACUUCACGGCCAAGGAGCUGCAUUUCAAGCGGCCGACCGUGUGGCUGAUUACCGCCAUGGUGUUGUGCGAGAACAGCUACACCACCAUCAGCCGAUUCAUCCUGCUCGACAGCAUGCUGCUCUUCUUCACCUUCACCACCGUCUUCACCUGGGCCAAGUUCCACAACCAGCGACACGACCCCUUCUCUCCCGAAUGGGGCUUCUGGCUGAUGAUGAGCGGUCUCUCCAUCGGCUGUGUGUGCAGCGUCAAGUGGGUGGGCAUGUUCGGCACAGCGCUCGUCGGUCUCUACACCAUUGAAGAUCUGUGGAACAAGUUUGGCAAUCUCAGGAUGCCCAAGGUCGAGCUGGCGGCGCAUGUUGGCUUCCGCGUGGUGGGCCUCAUUAUCCUCCCCUUGAUGGUCUACAUGUUCUCCUUUUGGAUCCACUUCUUGAUCCUUGAGAACAGUGGACCCGGCGACGCUCAAAUGUCCUCGCUUUUCCAGGCGAAUCUGCGAGGCACCGAGGUGGGCAAAGACAGUCCGCUCGAGAUUGCAUUGGGGUCGCGCGCCACGCUCAAGAACAUGGGCUACGGUGGUGGACUCCUCCACUCGCACGUUCAGACCUUCCCUGAAGGUUCCCAGCAGCAGCAAAUCACUUGCUACCACCAUAAAGACGCCAACAACGACUGGUUCUUCUACCCCAACCGCGAUGAGCCGCUGUUCGACCCGGAGGCACCACUGAAGUUUGUCGGCAACGGCGACACCCUUCGUUUCGUUCACGCCCAGACCGGCCGCAACCUCCAUUCUCACCAGGUCUCCGCUCCCGUCACCAAGAGCGAUUACGAAGUGUCUUGCUACGGCAACACCACCGUGGGCGACACGAAAGAUCACUGGAUUAUCGAGGUGGUGGACGAUGCCGCCUCGAGUGACUACUCCAAGAUUCGCACGCUGACCACCGCUUUCCGCCUGAAGCAUGCCGAUCUCGGAUGUUAUUUGCGCGCGGGCAACGUCAACCUGCCGCAGUGGGGUUUCAAGCAGAUUGAGACGACGUGUGUGAAGGUUAACAAGCCGCGUGACGUGUACACGCAUUGGAACGUGGAGUCUCACUGGAACGAGAAGCUCCCUCCGGGCGACCCAGGCUCCUACAAGUCCCCCUUCCUCCGCGACUUCGUCCACCUCAACGUAGCCAUGAUGACCUCGAACAACGCCCUCGUCCCCGACCCCGACAAGCAAGACGACCUCGCCUCCGCACCGUGGCAAUGGCCCCUCCUCAACGUCGGCCUGCGCAUGUGCAGCUGGGACGACGAAACGGUCAAGUACUUCCUGCUCGGUAACCCGCUGGUGUACUGGGGCUCGACCGCCUCGCUCGGCAUCUUCGUCGCCAUGCUCGCGUGGUACCUGAUUCGCUGGCAGCGCGGCUACGACGAGCUCACGUGGGCCCAGGUCGACCACUUCCAUUACUCCGGCAUCUACCCCGUCAUCGGAUGGGUGCUGCACUACCUGCCUUUCCUCGCCAUGGCGCGUGUCACGUAUGUGCAUCAUUACUACCCCGCGCUGUACUUUGCUAUCUUGUGUGCCGGCUUUAUCGUGGACUGGUACACGCGUGCGCUGCCGAAGCGCGUGCAGUGGACGCUUUUCAGCGUGCUGUAUGCGGCUGUUGUCGGGCUUUAUUGGCUGUUUAGGGCGAUUUCAUUCGGUAUGGAAGGUCCUAACCAGCAGUGGAGUCAUCUGAGGUGGUUGGAGGGAUGGAAGAUGGCGGAUGAAUAGGGAGUGGAGAGUGAACGUAGCAAGAGGCGGUGAAGGAAGGUAAAGGAGAGGCGGAGGACGAGUGGCUUUUCAUUUUCUCGAAAGGAGUAAGGCGGAAAAUGAAAUGGCAAGCAUUCAUACUGGGAUGAAUGGAUGGGUGGGUGGGUAGUAUGUAAGGAUUACAUCGGUAGAGCUUAGCGAAGUUGAAGCGGUUUCCUCUCGUUGUG
Messenger RNA from Neohortaea acidophila, 2728 nucleotides. Its product is annotated as Dolichyl-phosphate-mannose-protein mannosyltransferase 2. NCBI's taxonomy places the organism in Eukaryota, Fungi, Ascomycota, Dothideomycetes, Mycosphaerellales, Teratosphaeriaceae. Gene Ontology annotation, cellular component: endoplasmic reticulum; membrane. The transcript has 3 exons. Gene Ontology annotation, molecular function: dolichyl-phosphate-mannose-protein mannosyltransferase activity. Gene Ontology annotation, biological process: protein O-linked glycosylation via mannose. Bases 291 to 2522 code for a protein of 743 amino acids. The record is from RefSeq and is a predicted model, not a curated record.